AUGUCGGCCAACCGCUUCCCGGGUCAGAACGGCCUGGAGCCUCUCGGCGGCAACCCGGAGGAUGCGUUCCUCACCGGCCAUUCUACUGGCAUCGAGGCAUUGUCGGAACUCGGUGUCCACGACAUCCGGGCUGAACGGAGGAAGACUGACACUGACGAGAAGACGGCCGCGAAAGACACCCAGACUGAUGAGAAGAAGCACGACAACAUCAACGACGAGAUCAGCCGGGUGCCCGACGACGAGGAGACGAUCAUGCCCAUCGGCAAGGGCAUGACCGCCCAAGAAAAGGUCGAGAAUAUGGAGGAAAUUGCCUUGUAUGCCCUGCAUGUCGAGGACGACCCCUCUCUUGACCCCUGGACCUUUAGGACCUGGGCACUGGGUAUCGGGCUCUCUGGCUUCUCUGCGACUCUUGCUACCAUCUACCAGUUCAAGCCUCAGGGGAUCACUCUCUCUGCGACGUUCCUCUGCGUUAUCAGCUACGUACUGGCUCUCGUGCUUGAGCAGAUCCCCAAGAUCGGUGUCCUCCGCUGGCUGAACCCUCAUCCCUUCAAUGCCAAGGAGCACGCGGCCAUCCUCAUCAUGUCCUCGACGGCUGCACACUCCGCUCUAGCCGUAGAGGUCAUCGCAGUCCAGCGUCUGUGGUACGAAAAGACCCCCAACGCCGGUGUUUGCAUAUUUCUCAUAUUCGCAUCUCAACUACUUGGAUACGGCAUCGCCGGGCUCAUGCGCAAGAUCCUCGUCUACCCAACCAAGGCGAGUUCUCCAUUCUUCAAAAUCAACCAGUUUUUGUAUCCAGCAAACUUGCCGAUCAUGUCGCUUCUUGAGACUCUACAUCGGAAGAAGUCAGAGACCAAACCGCAACUCAAGGUCUUCUACUGGGCUUUCUGUCUCAUCUUCAUCUGGGAGGUGUUCCCAGAAUACAUCAUGCCGAUUCUGACAGCAGUAAACGUAUUCUGUCUUGCCAACAGAAAUAGCAUGUUAUUCACUUAUCUCUUUGGAGGAGGCAAUGGAAACGAGGGGCUCGGCUUUGGUGCCUUGUGCCUUGACUUUCAGUAUAUCGGCAGCGCUUCCUUGUAUCUGCCUCCCCUGACUCAACUCAACUACUUCAUCGGCUAUAUCCUCAACAUCGUUGUCUUCAUGGCUAUCUACUACGGCAAUGUGUGGAGAGCGCGAGACUUUCCAUUUCUCUCCCAGCUGCUCUUUACUGGAGAUUCGAACUCGACAUCAUACCAGACAUUUAAUCAAUCGACUAUCCUUGACUCCCACGGUGUGGUCAACGAAACCCUACUGAUGCAGGAAGGCGUCCCGUACAUGGCUUCAACCUUCGCCUCGUACGUGCUUACACAGAACCUGGCUAUUACUGCGACUAUUACGCACUUGCUGCUGUACAACUGGGACGACCUGAAGAACGCCUGGUCCUUCAUGGCCCCCUCGCAGCUAAAGCACCUGCUGAGCCUCGACACCUACAGGUUUUGGAAAUCUUGGAAGGCGCGAGAAUAUACGACCGAAGAGCUCGACGCCAUGGACCCCCAUUACCGCCUGAUGAUCCGCUAUCAAGACGUCCCGGACUGGUUCUACGGAAUGAUCCUGCUCAUCUCGGGUGUCGUGGGCCUCGUCUGCAUCUACCAGGCAGAGUCCGGCAUGGCCUGGUGGGCGUUUAUCAUCGCGAAUGCCAUGGCGGCGAUAAUGAUCCUCUUUACCGGCGCGCAGUUUGGCCUGACGGGGUUCAAAGUGCCUGUGCAGCCCAUCAUCCAGAUGAUCGGCGCAUACCUCGAGCCCGGCCGGCCCCUGACCAAUAUGUACUUUACACUCUUUGGCUACAAUUCUGUAGCUCAGGGGUUGAUGCUCCUGCAAGAUCUAAAGCUGGGGCAGUACGCCAAGCUGAGCCCCAGGUGCACAUUGACCAUGCAGCUGGUUGGCACUAUCGUCGGGGCCCUGAUCAACUAUUUUGUCAUGAUCUCCAUCACAGAUGCGCAACGAGGAAUACUUCUGUCUAUUCAAGGCACACAUAUCUGGAGCGGCGCUGCACUGCAAUCCUUCAAUACCCAAGCUAUCACCUGGGGCGGACUCGCCAAAUAUCUCUAUUCCCACGGCACCAGGUACCAAUGGGUCCCCCUUGGCCUGGUCCUAGGCUUCAUCGCUCCAGUCCCACUGUACAUCUUGCAUCGCUUGUUCCCCAAGCUCAAGCUCGACCGACUCAACAUCUCGCUCAUCUCGUGGCACGUCGGCUUCCUCGUGACGGGCAUCAACAGCGCCGCCCUCAGCGCCUUUGCUGUCGCCUUUUGGUCCCAGUACUACCUGCGCCGGUGGAAACCCGAGUGGUUCCUCCGGUUCAACUACGUCUUGUGCGCCGGCCUCGACGGCGGCACGCAGGUCCUCGUCUUCAUCUUGACGUUUGCACUCUUCGGCGCCAGCGGCAAGCCCGUGCCGUUCCCGAAGUACUGGGGCAAUAACGCCGACGGGAAUCUGGACUACUGCAAGGUUGAUCCGGGUAAUGGAUGA
Thyridium curvatum is the source of this 2502-nucleotide messenger RNA. RefSeq lists its product as uncharacterized. The transcript is spliced from 5 exons. The record is from RefSeq and is a predicted model, not a curated record. Bases 1 to 2502 code for a protein of 833 amino acids. Lineage: Eukaryota; Fungi; Ascomycota; Sordariomycetes; Thyridiales; Thyridiaceae. Gene Ontology annotation, molecular function: oligopeptide transmembrane transporter activity. Gene Ontology annotation, biological process: transmembrane transport.